UGCCCUGAGAAGUCCGAAGUAGACAAUUUUGUAUAGAAAAAAAUCCAAAUUCAACGUGAGCAAUCCAAACCAGAUUGGACGGAUGGAUAGCUCGGUGCCAUCCGGAGCCGAAAGCGGUCUUAUCAAGGAGUACAAGGACUUUGCCAAAUGCCUGGACGAACUGGAGUUCAAGACCGAUGAGCUGCUAAUCGAUGCUAAAAUGGUGGAUCAGGAGUUGGCCAACUGCCACAAGUUUCGCGAGGAUCAGCUGCUGAAGCAUCUGACGGAGAAGAACGACGACGACGAGCAGAUGCAGUUGCUGCGGGAAAACAUCGAGCUCAAGGCGACCGGCGUUGAGUUCCAACACGGCAUUGAGCUGAUCAUGGAGAAGUACCGUGAGCACAGCGAAGGGGACAUGUUAAUCGAUACCUACCAACUGAGGGAGCACUACCUGGCCGGUUUGUCGAAGGUGGUCGAAGAGCAGGAUGCCCGCAUCGAGCGUAUGGUUGAUGUGAUGAAGCUAACUGUCGACUUCGAGGACCGGAGCAGUGCCGAGAACCAGCAGAUCAUUUGCCAGCUGACUGAUGAAAAUGAGCAGUUGCGUCGUCAGUUGCAGAUCAGUACCACCGAUGAGCUGUUCCGCCAGGGAGCACUGAGCUCCAGCGAAAGUAGCACUCAGAUCGGACCAAACGAUUCUUUGGAUUCGAGUGCCACCCGGGAGAAUAGCAUCUACAGCAUAGAUAGCUUCCUCUCCUGCCUUUCGCCGAGCAGCGUGGAGGAUGAUUCGGAGUGCUCAUCCAACAAUUCGCUGCUGAGUGAGCUGGAAGUCACUUGCUUUAUUGAGGAGGCUCUGGCCGAGAAGCCCGAGGAGUAGACCUACAACAUGGACGAAUAGGCACAACACACGUUCCUGCCCCACUGCAACACUGGCUGUUUACGUUGAUUGAAUACUUGGUACUUGGUACCCGAAAUAUAAUUUCAUUCGAGGCUACACUAUCCACACACUACUAGCUGUCUGUUAGCUGUUGCUGUUCUUUCAUAAAGAUCUAUAUACCAUUUGCACUCCUAGGAGAUUAGUUGCACUUAAAUACCUGCUCAAUCUUUGCCAUUAUGAUAUCAAUCUCGGAUCCUUGGUCCUGGUGGCUGAUUGUCGGUGCCCAAGUGACGGUGGAGCUGCUGGCCGAUGUAGGAAUGGUCGCGCCGCCACCGGAGGACACGCUCCCCAUUCCGGAGCAGGCCGAGCGGGAUGCCUGUUUGGCCUUCAGAGCCGACGUCAGUUCGAUUUGCAGCUCCUCGCAGCGCACAUUUUCCAGCGCAACCUAUGGAUUUUUAGAGUUCAAUACGAUUGAGUAGAUAUGAUUUGAGGGCAUAUAGUCACCUUCUUUUCCAGUUCCCGGGCUCUCGACUGCAGAUUCUCCACCGCCUCGGCAUCGGGACGAGCGCUACCGCUCAGAUUGCGUAUUUGUGCCAGGGUUUCCUAGGAUAGCAUAUAUAUAUAAAUACAGAUAAACAAAAUGUUCUAUAAAUCCUAUAACAAUACAAUUGCAAUAUACUGUUCUUAAAAUC
Drosophila melanogaster (fruit fly) is the source of this 1545-nucleotide messenger RNA. RefSeq names its product heineken-cup (gene h-cup). The transcript has a single exon. Bases 83 to 853 code for a protein of 256 amino acids. Lineage: Eukaryota; Metazoa; Arthropoda; Insecta; Diptera; Drosophilidae. The record is from RefSeq and is marked reviewed.